AUGCAGCCAAAGUUCCAGCCUGAACUUCGUGUUUAUUUAAGGUCUUUACAAGAACUAGAAACUCAAAAUAGAAUUGAUUGGUAUUGGUCUGACUUUACAAUUCUAAAAAGUACUGACCAGUCAACAUAUAAUGACUGUAUCAGGUUUUGGAAAAAAGUUUUAUUUGAAACAAGUAGUCGCGGUUUAUUAGGUGAAGAUAUAAUAUGUUUAGAGACCAAUGAAUGUUUAGAGAAUAAUUUUCAAAACAAAGGUUAUAGCCCAUUAAGCUUACCUUGUGUAAUUCAAGAAAUGUAUAUGACCAACGAAUUAAUACCUGUUGAUGAGUUUAUUUCUAAUUUAACUAAAUUCUGGUCAAGUUGGUUAGUUUCAAGAUUUAUAAUAAAUCCGAUUUAUUGGGGGAUACAAAAGUUUAUUAGUUCAGGAAACUAUUCUUAUGAAAAAUGGAUUAAAAUGGAUACAUUGAAAGAAGCUGCUAAUCGAGUCCUUCAACAUCAAGAAAAACAUGGUAUUAAUGGGAUCACCGAUAAUCUUUUUACUUUAUCAACUUUUAAAACUGAAUUUGCAACAAAAUCAAUUCCAAAUGUUACUUUAUCUGAUACUGAUUUAAAAGUUUUAAUAACUUAUUUGAUUAUCAAAUUUAAACCUAGAAAUAUCAAUACAAAUACAAAAUUUGAAAUUGCUUCAAUUGAUCGUGGAAUCAUACAUAUAAAGGAAACUUGUAAUAAAUUGCAUCAGCAAAUUCAUGACAUAGAAGAACGUAUAAAAGAAGUAUCUUCCAAAAUUUAUAAACACAUACUUCAAAAACAAAAAGUUAUCGCCAAACAUCAUUUACGACAAAAAAUGCACCUGGAGAAAGUUUUAUCAAAAAGGGCUGGUUCUUUAGUAACUGUUGAAGAAAUUCUUUUAAAAAUUCAAGGGGCUGCAACCGAUGCUGAAAUAAUUGAUAUAUAUAACGUUGGUGCAAAUACUCUACAUGAUGUUAUGGCUUCAACUGGACUCACCAUCGAUUCUGUAGACGCUACCAUAGAUAAAUUACAAGAUGUUUUGGCCGAUCAGCAAGAAAUCGAUGAAGCAAUGAAACUAGGAAGUGACUCUACACUUGAUGCUUCACUUAUUCAAGAUGAUGAAUUGGAAAAAGAAUUAGAAGAUUUGUUGAAAGAUGAAACUAUU
Molecule: messenger RNA, 1170 nt
Organism: Scutellospora calospora
Lineage: Eukaryota; Fungi; Glomeromycota; Glomeromycetes; Diversisporales; Gigasporaceae
Source: the annotation of a GenBank genome assembly